Bufo bufo (common toad) is the source of this 4099-nucleotide messenger RNA. RefSeq lists its product as uncharacterized. The transcript is spliced from 13 exons. The coding region runs from base 87 to 3353 and encodes 1088 amino acids. NCBI's taxonomy places the organism in Eukaryota, Metazoa, Chordata, Amphibia, Anura, Bufonidae. The record is from RefSeq and is a predicted model, not a curated record.
CAGAGCGAGUCCGGACUCCGGAGCCGCCGCCGCCAUUACAGAUCAGGGUGGAGGCUUCUGGCCUCAGGUUCAAGGCUGAGGAGAACAUGGCGGAGCUCACAACCUUCCUCUCACUACUGAUUAUAGUGCUGACUGCAGAUGGUCUGAUCGUCACGAUGAAGGCGCCGCUUAUCUCGGCCAUGAGAGAUGAGAAUGUGACAAUCCCCUGUGAGUUUUCAGACUUUAUUCCUGGGAGAACUAUGAAUGUACAGUGGAUCAAAUCACAGAAUGGAAAUAAGACUGAAGUGUUCCGGUAUAUACCCGGACGACCGCAGGCCUUCAGACCUGGAUCCUAUAUGGGGGAGGAGAGCGAAAUCCAGAGAGGAAAUGCCGCACUUCACAUCCCGCGGGUGCAGUUCAGUGACGAUGGAGAAUACAUCUGUGGUGUUGUAGUGACUCCGGACUACAAGGAAGGGAGAAGCACUCUGGAGGUGUCGGCUGUGCCCUCGGCUGCCCUGAUACCCGGAGAUGCCAUCACAGUGGAGUUGGGAAACGAGAAAGUGGUGUCCUGUGACAUAAGCAACUUUUACCCUGAAGAUAUCACCAUUCGCUGGGUGCAAAACGAGAAAGACUCUACAAAAUGCGUUGUACUGAACAAAGGAACCUGCACCGGGGACUCCGUUAUUAAUACCGACGGGACGUUCAGUACUAGCAGUCAGCUGACCUUAUAUCCUACAAUGGAGGACGACGGCUACAAAUAUUCAUGUGUGGUGAAGCAUCGAUCUCUGCAGCAGGACCUGAUGAAGAACUUCACCCUGAGAGUAACAGAGCGAGAAGAUAACUCCAGAGAAGUAGCGGCUGCCGUGAUCUGUACGAUACUUGGGAUGGCGGUUUUAUUAUCUGCUGUUUUGCUUUACUACCAAGUCCUCAAGAAAGAACCCCCCAGCGUUUCUGAGAUCACUGGCGGCGAUCCACUGAUUGACAUGAGCAGGACGACUCUGACCUGUCACAUUACAAACUUCAAGCCUAAUGAUCUGAAGAUCUCUUUAUGUCUGAAGAGACGUGGAGGGGAGAUGAAGGAGGUCCACACCUGGAGGUCCAGAGACUUGAUGAUGGAUGAUGUGGAGCAGCAGAGGCUGAUGAAUGGGGAUGUCAACCCCACACAGAGGCCCCUAGAGCUGGAGAUGACGGCAGAUAUAAAACCCGAUAGAUCCCGUCUUCUCCGCUGUAUUUCAUGGCGUAGACUUUCCACUUACAGCUGUCAGUGUUCUAUUCACAUCACCCCCAGCUUCUCUGAAGAUAACGGAGCAGAAUUCUCUGUACGUGUAUCACACCCGGCACUGACAGAACCAAGCUCUCAGCAGAGAACAUUGCGGGUCACUGGAGUUGCUCCGAGGCUAUUAAAGAUCUUCAGUCCACCAUAUAUGACGCAUGGGGAGCCGAUGACGCUGGCUUGUCCCAUAAAUGGAUUUAAAUCAAAGACUUUAGAGAUAACAUGGCUGAAGAAGGACAAGGAGGACCAGGAGACCGAAAUCGUAAGAUGGCCAUCUGAUGAUAGGACCGACGUGAAAAAUGAUGUCCAUAAUGUAAUAGAGAGUGAGCAUGACGACAAGUCCUACAGCAUUUUAAGUACCUUAAAGGUAAAACCAACUGUGAACUGCGACGAUGGAGUGAAAUACAUCUGUAGAACCUUCCACCCCGUGACAAAUCAAUCGGCAGAACAAGCACUGGUCAUGGCGGUCACAGCUGUUCCUGUGCUGGAUCCCAUACAGCAGGCAAAGGACAAGCUCCACGUGAGAGAGGAGAUGAAUCUGACCUGUAAGAUCCAUUCAUUUUACCCGGCACCUAUAGAGGUCACAUGGUGCACAGAAGAUGGAGUGGUGCUGACCUCUACCCUCUCCGACCCCCUCCCUGACCUGGCUGGUCUGUACCAGGUCACCAGCUCCAUGAUUUACUGCCCAACAAUGAAGGACCUGAAAAAGACAUUCACGUGUGGAGUUAGACAUGGAAGUACUGAAGCCACGAGAAAAACUACGUGGAAACUGGAAGAUCUGAUUUCGAAGCCCACGGUGUCUGAUAUUUCUUGUAUUCCCCCGUCUCCUGAGCCUGGUACAUCGGUGACCUUAUCCUGCGAUGUCAGUGACUUGUACUCUACGGACUUUACAGUUCUGUGGUUCAGAAACAAUCAAAAGAUAUCAGAAAAGACUUUUCAGCCGGAUCCAGAGUCUGGGGCGUAUCGGGGAACCGUAGAGGUCAACUAUCCAGUAACUGAUGAUUUUUACGAGCAGGAGAUCCGUAUGGAGCUGAAUGACUCCAAACAGAUUAUCGAAAGAAAGUUUAGAUUGACCCUGGCAGGAUCCCCAGUCCUUAGUGACAUCACCAGCGAGCCCAGUGACCCCAGAUACGGCCAGUCUGUGACUCUGCGCUGCAAGGUGACCAACGCAAACCCGAAAGAUGUAGAGGUGAAGUGGUUAAAGAGCGAUAAACCCCUGGAGAGCGGACAAGGAGUAGCGAAGCAAAUCCCUGAGGAGGACGGGUCCGUAUCCUGCUCCCUGCAGAUCACGGCUACAGCCCUGGACUGCGCCAAAGCGUACACCUGCUCUGUGAAGCCCAAGAACAUGACAGCGACGCUCAGGAAGACCCAUUAUAUAAAGCUCCCGGAUAAAGCACCAAAGUUUUCAGACAUAAAUGUGCAGCCGGAGAGACCUGUCGCAGGGAAGGAAGCCACAUUCACAGUGACCAUAUUUGGAUUCACACCAGACAUUCGGGUGAAAUGGUAUAAAGGGUUCGACCCGUUUCCCAGCGACUUUGUCACCACAUCAGAUCCACAGAUUGGAAAGGACUCUCUAUGCACUUGUUCCAGCAGCCUGAGGUUCACUCCCCAGGACAAAGACCAUGGGGCGGUCAUCCGCUGUGAGGUGGCACAUUCUGUCACUAAGAAAUUAUAUGAGCAGAUGUGCACCCUGCGCCUCUCAGGAAGGACCUCCGGUGGAAAUCUGCCUCUCUCCACACCACACUCAGGUUGUCAAGACCUCCUUCUGCUCCCUCGUCGCCCUCUCCCCACAGGACAUCUAAAGCCUCCACUGAAAACCAAUGGCAUUCAGUGCCUGACGGAGAAUCCCCGGGUGGGAGGUAAAGUCACACUCACAUGUUAUGUUGAUGGAUGUGACGCAGAUCAUUCGGAGUUCUCCUGGAGGAAAGGAUUGUUUCCUAUCGACAGUGGCAUAGAGAACCGGACUCUAGAGGACGGAUCUGGCAGCUUUUCCACAGUCACCUUUACAGCCCAAGAGACAGACCGAGACUGCACAAUGAUAUGUGAGGUGAAUUAUAAUUUCCAGAUACAAGAGGAACAUUUCACACUGAAGCUUCAAUAAGGAUCUACAGGAAUCAAUGGGAGCGAGACUCCUCGAUGUCUACAGUCCUGGGGUAAUAAGAGCGAGCACAGACUCCUCGAUGUCUACAGUCCUGGGGUAAUAGGAACGAGCACAGACUCAUUGAUGUCUACAGUCCUGGGGUAAUAGGAGCGAGCACAGACUCCUCGAUGUCUACAGUCCUGGGGUAAUAGGAGCGAGCACAGACUCCUCGAUGUCUACAGUCCUGGGGUAAUAGGAGCGAGCACAGACUCAUUGAUGUCUACAGUCCUGGGGUAAUAGGAACGAGCACAGACUCCUCGAUGUCUACAGUCCUGGGGUAAUAGGAACGAGCACAGACUCAUUGAUGUCUACAGUCCUGGGGUAAUAAGAACGAGCACAGACUCCUUGAUGUCUACAGUCCUGGGGUAAUAGGAGCGAGCACAGACUCCUCGAUCUCUACAGUCCUGGGGUAAUAGGAGCGAGCACAGACUCCUCGAUGUCUACAGUCCUGGGGUAAUAGGAGCGAGCACAGACUCCUCGAUGUCUACAGUCCUGGGGUAAUAGGAGCGAGCACAGACUCCUCGAUCUCUACAGUCCUGGGGUAAUAGGAACGAGCACAGACUCAUUGAUGUCUACAGUCCUGGGGUAAUAGGAACGAGCACAGACUCAUUGAUGUCUACAGUCCUGGGGUAAUAGGAACGAGCACAGACUCCUCGAUGUCUACAGUCCUGGGGUAAUAGGAGCGAGCACAGACUCCUCGAUGUCUA